Messenger RNA from Camelina sativa (false flax), 399 nucleotides. NCBI's taxonomy places the organism in Eukaryota, Viridiplantae, Streptophyta, Magnoliopsida, Brassicales, Brassicaceae. The record is from RefSeq and is a predicted model, not a curated record.
AUGGCCGACGAGUGGAAAUCUCAUGAAGAUGUUCUUUUACUCGAGGGGAUCAAGAAAUAUGGAACCUUUAGAUGGGAUAAGAUAUCAACAUCGUUUCUUCUCUCCCAGCGAAGCAUCGAUGAAUGCAAAGAAAGGUUCAAAUCUUUCGUUGAACCAAAGGCAUGGACCUAUGAAGACGACAAAAAACUACGCGAAUUAGCUCAUAUUCACCAGCCUUCGUGGACUACUAUCGGUGGAUUGAUGGGCAGAGACCCCAAUUUAUGCUAUCAGCGCUUUAUGUCACUUCCUUCUACAUCGGUUUCACAGAAAGUGGAAAUCCCAACACCAAUCCUUGGAGAUAAGCCGAAAUUGGCCAAACAGAAGGGCCGAUGCAUGAAACGGAAGUGGAUUGAUGUUUAA